This is a messenger RNA of Chelonia mydas (Green sea turtle), 9308 nucleotides long. RefSeq names its product adducin 2 (gene ADD2). Bases 493 to 2709 code for a protein of 738 amino acids. Gene Ontology annotation, cellular component: cytoskeleton; plasma membrane; postsynaptic density. Gene Ontology annotation, molecular function: actin filament binding. The transcript has 16 exons. The record is from RefSeq and is a predicted model, not a curated record. Gene Ontology annotation, biological process: barbed-end actin filament capping. NCBI's taxonomy places the organism in Eukaryota, Metazoa, Chordata, Testudines, Cheloniidae.
CCCCUCCAACAUCAUGUGAGCCCUGGAUUUAAUUUUGAUGCCAACGUAAGGAGGGUGGGAGGAAGUGAAGCCUCCCUUCUGCAUUCUCCCCCGCCCCCUGGUCUGUGCGGGAGCCCUAAUUCUCUUCCAACUCUAUGUCUGGGUGAUAUUGGCUGGAAAGUAGACUAGCGGGCAGGCGUGGUAAGGAAGCUGUUGCAGCUGACCUGUCAAAUCAGAGAGCCUGCAGGAUGGAUGGAACAAGCUCAUCUGCUUAGCUGUUUCGAUUGGGAAGGCACAGGAGAAGAGAUUAAUCACUGCAGAUAUCAGGGCUGGGAAACAGAUGCUAGAAGAUGCUUAAAGAGGUAAAUCUUCAGCAGUAACAGUGAGGAGAUACCAGGUCUAUGUGGAACUUUUGGACUAAAGUGACGUCCUUCAAAACGAGGGACACUUGAGCAGCAGGACUGAAGGAAUGUCAAGUUGGUACCAAGAAGUAAACUCUAGACAGCCGUGAAGAUGAGCAACGAAACCACCCCAGAGGCGGUCUCUUCCCCCCCGGUCUCCUCCCCGCCUCCCCACGGGCAGCGUUACUUCGAUCGGUUCUCCGAAGAUGACCCGGAAUAUCUGCGCAUCCGGAACAUGGCGGCCGAUCUCCGGCAGGACUUCAACAUGAUGGAGCAGAAGAAGCGAGUCACCAUGAUCCUACAGAGCCCAUCUUUCAGAGAGGAGCUGGAGAGCCUUAUCCAAGAACAAAUGAAGAAAGGGAACAACUCCAACAUCUGGGCCCUGCGACAGAUCGCGGAUUUCAUGGCCAGCACUGCUCCCUCCGUCUUCCCCACCUCUCCCAUCAGUCUCUCCAUGGUGACGCCCAUCAACGACCUCCACAGCACCGAGUCCCUGUCCCUAGCGAAAGGGGAGCGGCUCAUGCGUUGCAAGGUUGGCAGCAUCUACCGACUGCUGGACCUGUACGGCUGGGCGCAGCUCAGCAACACCUACGUCACGAUGCGUGUCAGCAAAGAACAGGAUCACUUCUUGAUCUGCCCUACAGGUCUUUCGUGUAAUGAAGUCACUGCUUCUAGUCUGAUUAAAGUGAACAUCCUGGGUGAAGUGGUGGAGCAGGGCAGCACCAGUUUUUCCGUGGACACGAGAGGAUUCAGCCUGCACUCAGCCAUCUACGCAGCCAGACCCGACAUCAGGUGCAUUAUCCACUUGCACACGCCUGACACUGCUGCGGUGUCUGCCAUGAAAUGUGGCAUCCUGCCUGUAUCCCACGAUGCCCUGCUGCUAGGCAACAUUGUGUACUUCGAUUUCAAUGGAGAGAUGGAGGAAGAGGCAGACAGGAUUGAACUUCAGAAGUGCCUUGGACCAACCUGCAAGAUCCUGGUGCUGCGAAACCACGGCGUGAUCACUCUGGGCGACACGGUGGAGGAAGCUUUCUAUAAAACCUUUCACUUGCAGGCUGCUUGUGAGAUCCAGGUCUCUGCCUUGUCUAGCGCUGGGGGAGUGGAGAAUCUGAUUGUGCUGGAGCGGGAGAAGUACAGGCCCCACGACGUUGGGUCAGUCCGAUGGGCCGGGAGCACGUUCGGACCCAUGCAGAAGAGCCGCCUGGGAGAGCAUGAGUUUGAGGCCCUCAUGAGAAUGCUGGACAACCUGGGUUACCGAACAGGCUACAAGUAUCGGCACCCCUUUGUGCAGGAGAAAACCAAGCAUAAAAGUGAUGUGCUGAUCCCUGCCACCGUCACAGCAUUCGUCUUUGAGGAGGAGGGUGCUCCCAUCGCCACCCUCCGACAGCAUGCCCAGAAGCAGCAGAAGGAGAAGACCCGCUGGCUAAACACGCCCAACACCUACCUACGGGUGAACGUAGCUGAGGAGAACCAGAGAAGCGCGGGCAGCCAACGGACUAAGACCACGUGGAUGAAGGCCGAUGAGGUGGAAAAAACCAGCAGCGGGACCCCGAUCCGAAUCGAAAACCCCAACCAAUUUGUGCCUCUCUAUACAGACCCACAGGAAGUGCUGGAAAUGAGGAACAAGAUUCGGGAGCAAAACCGCCAGGAUGUGAAAUCGGCAGGACCCCAGUCCCAGCUCUUAGCCAGUGUGAUAGCAGAGAAGAGCAGGAGUCCGUCUGCGGAGAGUAACCUGGCUUCCAAAGCAGACACGGAGACAAAAGAAGUAUCCCAGGAGGAGAUACCGACCGAGCCAGAGCCUCCCAACCCGUUCAGCCAGCUAACCGACCAAGAGCUGGAGGAGUACAAGAAAGAGGUGGAAAGAAAGAAACUGGGAUUAGAUGGUGAGAGAGACGCGAGCGUGGAGGAAUCUCAGGCACCUCCGGUGAAGUCCCCCUCCGCUUCCCCGGAGCAAAGCCCCACAAAGUCGCCACCAAAGAGCCCAUCCGUGUCCCCCGCCAAGUCUUCAGAUGGUGCUAAAAAGACGGACGCCAGCCCAGCCCUUGCUGAUCCCACUGCUGCUGGAGAGAUGGCGCAGCCGGCAGCAGUGAUUGUGAAUGGGAAAGAUGAUGACCAAACUGCAGAAGACACCCUAAGCAAAGGAAUGAGCCAGAUGACCACAACCACAGAUGCUGACCCUGAUGCCCCUAAGGACAAAACCGAGUCAAUUACCAGUGGGCCUGUGUCCCCAGAAGGCUCGCCAUCCAAAUCUCCCUCCAAGAAGAAGAAGAAAUUCCGGACCCCAUCCUUCCUGAAAAAAGGCAAAAAGAAGGAGAAGGCUGAAUCUUGAUUCCUCUCCAGGCCUUCUCCUCCUGCUGCCUCCUUCCUUCUCCCCCACCCACCAAGGUCACCAGAGCAGCAGAGGAAGCUGAUAGCCAAUAGCUGCCUCUCCUAGAAUGGUUUGUGCUGAGAUAGAACCAGAGGUUGAGGGUCCCGGAAUGACUCCUGUGUAAUACGUGUGGCUGAGACAACACCUAGACUUUGGGGGAAAUGAGGCAAAUUUUAGGGGUACCCAUGGCGUGAGACGUAUCGUUCCCCGUUAAACCGGUUUUUGAAGAAGUAAGUGAGUUUAGGAAUGAUUGUGGUCCUUAUUUUCUGCUCAAGGGAGCUAGUCACUAAUUUCACAAGCUGUAAAACUGGUUCUCUGUACCAGUUCCUCCUCAUCACAGCGCUAAUGCUCCAAACCAUUUAUCUCCCAUGGGCUGAGGUCUUUCCACGUGCUGCUACCUUUACAGCCCACGUGGCUACCUUUUAGAAAUAAUUUGGCGCAAGAACAGACCCUCACGAAACAGGAGGGGACAUUGACAAUACUUGAUUCCUUUUUUCCAGUUCUGCAGUGGAAUCCUGGCUAACUACUUUGUUGCAAUUCACUGUAUAAUCUCAAAUGGAGACCAUCCAAUUUAUCAAAACCCAAAGGUGAAGGAUUGCUCUCCUAGAAGGAAGGGUCAGGCUGUGGACCCAUGACCUUUUGCUUCCUGGGUGACUACCUUGCACCUAGGCUAACAAGCCAUCUUCAAGUUCCUUUCUAGCAAGAAUGGUGACACCAAGUUAUCUAAUGAUCCAUUUGCUGCGGUAGUGAAGCCUCUUGGAAAUGACUAUUGUGUCUCAGUCGGUGGGGAAGUACACAAAUCCCUCCCCCAGAAUAACACACAAGAUAACGUGUCCCACUAUAAAUAUAGUGGUAAGAGCGGGGAAGGAAAAAAAGCCUCCAGGAACUCUCUGUGUUAAGUUUAAGAAGCAAGGAAAUUUCAGUCACUAAGUGCUACUUUGUUAGUUUGGAAUAACUGCAUGCUGACGAUAUCACUCCUGUAAUAAUCACUGCAGAAUGAAAAGCCUAUAGAAAAUGCGACUUCACCCCCACUUGCUGCGCUACUAAUUAAUUACACUUAGACGAGGCUGUGAUGCAGAUAUGAGACCUGUUAGCGCUUUUCAUUGCAUUCAGCUUCCGCUGGCUCGGCAGAUGUCAUUCCGGACUGGCAGCGAAGAGGGGUUGUGAGUACAUUCCCCCUUCCCCACCCGCCCCCUCCCGCCAACCCCCAACUCCAGAGUGAAAAUGAAACAUGAGUUCACCCCGGUGACAUGUUAUUGCCAACCGGCUUAACCUGCCCCUCCCAUCUCUAAUCUUCACCCUCUCUUCAAAAUAAGACAAAGUUACCAACAGUUGAGGAUUAUUACAAUUUCCAGUUGAGAGAAUCUUAGAAAUAUAGGGCUAGAAGGGUCCUCGAGAGAUCAUCUAAUUCAUCCCCCCAUGCUAAGGUAGGAUUAAGUCAACCUAGACCAUCCUUGACAGGUGUUUGUCCAACCUGUUCUUAGAAACUUCCAGUGAUGUGGAUUCCACAACCUCUCUCGGUAACCUGUUCCAGUGUUUAACCAUCCGUAUAGUUAGAAAGGUUGAGCUAAUAUCUAACCUGUCAUGCCACAGUUAAAGGAGAUAAACAGGCCAAUGUUCCUCUGUCACUUUUAGGACUCUGGCAUUAAGGGUGCUAACCAAAUGAGAUCUUGAUCUUGCCCCAUUGAAACAGAGGUUUUCCAUUGGCUUAAAUGGGAGCUGGCUCAGACCCUGAAGGCUUAGGGUGGCCGUUCUCAAACUAUGGGCUAUUGUUAGUCCACAGAAUGGCACCUGGAGAACCAUGCAAGGGAGUGGGGGGUGGGUUUGAGAAGCUGGGAAAGAGGUGUUCCCUGGAGAAAUCUUUCUCUGUCAUCAGGUCCACAGAACGGAAGGCUUGAGAACAACUGGCUUAGGAGGAUAUUGUAGUCUGUAUACUGAUGCGGUGUUCUGGUUCAGGUUCAUCUCUAACGCCUACCCGUAGAUCUAUAAAAUCAGGAAGCUAGGCCUCUUUCUGUAGUGGCCUGGACUUGAAACCGUGAAACCGAACUCCAGUGAAGUUUGGAUUUGGAUGUGAUUCCGGAUCCUUAAUUUGUGAGCCGGAUCCAUCUCUGAGUGUAUGAAGCCAACUGGCUGGAAAAAUUCUGAUAAAAAAAGCAACAACUUUCAUUGUUUUGUUUUUUUUAAAUGUUCCAGCCCUGUGGUUUUCAGAGUCUCAUCUUUGUUGGAAUGAGGCUAUGGGGUCUAGUGGUUAAAGCACAUGACUGUCUCUUAGGAGACCAGGGUUCUAUUCCCAGCUCUGGCCUGGUGGGUGGCCUUGGAUUAGUCUCUGCACCUCAGUUUCGCCUAUGUGGUUUGAGCUCUGCUGUUGAAAAGUGCUCUAUGUGAAUGCUAGGUAUGGUUAUUUAUUAUUCCCUUUCAUAGUAACAGCAUCUGCUCAGGCAAAAUGUCCUUGAAAUAAUCUUUUUUUAAUAAGGCUCUUGUGGUGGGGAAUCCAAGAACGUGCAUUCUAGCAAGAUCCACACUGAGAAAGUAGCUGAUGCAUUUUCGUCAUAGGGUAAGGAAUCAGCUCCCCAAUCUUGCAUCACGAUUUGCCUUAAUACAGAACUAUGGGGUGAUUCGCAAUUUUUAAUAAGCACCAAAAUCUUGCUUUGCUUUUUUUUUUUUUUAGAGGGGGCGGGGAUAGGCUGGAGGGGAAGAUAUUUUGAAAACACAAGGUCUUUUUGUUUUAAAGAGCAAGUUACUAGGUGUGCUUGGCAAAUGUGGAACGUGAAAAAAAAUCAACAAAAAAACCUCAACAGCAAAAAUGCCGGACCUUUUAGAUAUGUACUCUUGGUGUUCAUGUAUGCUAGAUAAAUUAAAUCCAGGUUCUUGAGGAUAGCCGUGGCUUAAGUUUCUGUUGCCUAAAUCCAUUGUAUGCACGAUGGGCAGAUUUUGACAAAUUAAAGGCCCAAACCUAUAAACAUUUACUGUUGGAUAUUGUGCUUAUUACCGUUAGAUUUUAAGGCCAAAAAGGCUCAUUAUGACCAUCUAGUCUGAAUUCCUGAAUAACACAGGCCAGAGAAUUUCACCCCGAGUGAUCCCGCUGAGUCAAUGGUUAUUAUUGACCAUGAUGUCUUAUUGUUAUUUAAUAUCUGAAUGACAACUCUGCCCAGAGGCCCAUGAUCCGGAUUGGGGCCCCAUUGAACUAAGUGCUGUAUAAACAUAGAUGAAAGCAUGGUCCCUGCCUCCAAAGAGCUUGAAAACUUGGGUCCUUCUUCUGCAACAGAUUCCACAGACACAUGUGAAGGGGUCCGUCUAUGUGGUGUCAGUCACAGUAAUGGGCCUAUGACCUCGGUCCUGCAGUCAGAUCAUCUGGGGUCCCACAAACUCCAGUGGGGCUUCACAUGAAUGCGCACACGCCAUGUGGAUCAGAUUGCAGGACUGGGGACUAGAGUGGUGACUGAGUCUUAUGCUGAGGUGAAUUCCACCCUUAGUACAAUUAAUACAUGGGGCGAAAUUCAGACUUCAUAUAGCUAAUAAGUUCCAUUGACUUCCUUAUUUGCUACUUGAACUGGAGUUGCACCUGUUUACACCAGCUCUGAUUUUUGCCCUGUAGUGUGUGUCCAGUUUUAAGGUAUGGUGCUGGGUGUUGGGCACCAAAGAAGAAAAACAUGAGCAAAUGGUCUGCUCCACAGAAAGCAAAAUGUUGAGAUGGGUGACUGGGGUAAGCCAAGAAGGGCCAUGUGAGGAACAUGUAGGUUAGAGACAUGUUCAAAGUAACAGCCAUAAACUAAAGAACGAGGGAGUGCAGGCUCAGACGGUUUGGUGAUGUAAAGUGCAGUCUAGACAAUUGUGCGGGUAAGAGAGUCCACGAGAUCAAGACUGAAGGGAAAAGACAGAGAGGCUGACCCAAGAAGAAAUGGUGGGAUGUCAUAAGGGAAGACAUGUUAGUUUGUGGUGUGAUAGAAGCUAUGGCAUUGAGCAAAGUGAUUUGGAGAGAGAGAGGACACGUAGAGCGGACCCCAUAUGAUGGGAUUAACGCCAGGAAAAAGAGGAGGUGUGUGCGUGUGUGUCUAAGUCAAAAAAAUAGGUGCACAGAGCUAGGCUUAAUGCCUGAAAAUAUCAUGGGGAGCAGAGGCAAAAGUAAUAUGGCUCCCCACAGUGUAUUUCGAAGAAAAUAAAGAAAGGCUCAAAGCUAAGUUCUUGGAAUGUCUCAAGUCACCAUUCCCCCAGAUGCCUAAGAGGUUCACAGCUUGGUCCUAAGGCUUUUUACUUUCCUUUUUUUUCCUCUUUCCUAUUGCUCUUUUGCGUCUCCUCUCACCCCUUCUGUACUCCUGCUUUCCUCCACUCUUGUUUUCUAUCUACCAUCUUGGAUAUGUUUGUUGAUGGCACCAUGGCCGAUUGCCACUUCCUUCCCCCUCCUUCUGAUGCAAGGUUGGUGUCAGCUUGACAUGCGCCCAAUCCAGAGCUGUAUUUUGGGUAUAGACGCCGGUACCACCAAAGUUAAGGGAUGUUUAGAUCCAGUGUUCUUGCUGGACCUGUCCCUGGCAGAGAUGAGACCAUUUCAAAACCCCUGAUCCAAAUACCCCCAAAUUUUGCAGUCUGGGGCUGGGGAUCAUCUUUAAUCUUACCAGUCUACUAAAUUGCAGGCUGCCUGGCUUUUAUCACACUAGGCAGUAAAGGCCACAACCCAACAUGCACGAUCAAGUACGAUGAGAUUCUGAACCAUGAAACGCAGCAAGAAAUCAAUAUAAAUCUCCAUUCCUUCUGCUUCUGCCUUUUCGUUCUUCAGUGAAAUGUCACACUCAAUAUUGGUUCUAAUGCCUCUCUUUGCAGCCCUUACACAUCUGGACUCCCAUUCAAUUAGGGGGAAUCUCGCUUGGGUGAAGCAUGCAGCGCUGGGGUCUAAUAGACUGUCUUUCAAAACAGCAUUAGUUAUAAGCAUUCAUUUUAAAGUAUAGGAAUUAAAAAGGGAUAAGCCAUUCACCAACUGGGAUCAGAAAGAAACUGCUACUGUCCUUGUAUGGGGAAGUAUUGCAUUAUUAGAUACAAUUACAAGGUAUUGAUCCCUUCUUCUCAAGCACUGUCCAAUGUGAGAGACAGACCCUUGGACUAGAUAGACCAUUGAUCUGUUAUGGCCACAUUCCUAUGAAAUGCCAUGAUUUCCUAUGUUUAAGACUGAAUGUCUAGCAGUGGUUACAUAUGAGUUUGCAUGUAAAAACAAAACAAGCCCUGAAUGCCAGAACCUGAACUGCCAAAAGAGGCCUGGCAAAGUGACUGGGAGUCAAGCCAAGCCCCAGACAUGUUUAGAAGUGUCAGAUAAAAUAGCCUGAAAGGGACCUGAACCAAAACCCCAGGUCUGAUCAUUCCUGAACUGUGGUGAAGCUUGGAUCUGAAUCCAGUUCUUGCAGCUUAAGGCCAUCUCCUCUAUAAUAGCCCUUGGAUUUGACCCUAAUUUGGAGCUGAAACCAUAUUGGUAGAUAUUACUCACUUUACUGAAUAUGUAAACAUUCCUCACAAGUGAUUCAUUGAAUAGUUGUGCUGGUGCCAUUCAGGAUCAGACUCUGAGCUUCCAUUAAGACCCACUGAAGUCCAGAUUCUAAUCUCGCUUCCCGUGGUUUCACACCAGCACAGCACCAUUGACUUUAGUGGAGUCAGUCGUGAUUUGAGGCCUGAUCCAGAGCCUGCGCAAAUCUAUGGAAGUGUUUCCAUUGACGUGUAGGGGCUUUGGAUCGGUCCUUUCCAUCAGUAUAAAGGAGAGCCGAAUCAGGUGUGGACAUCAGGGGGCAUUGUGGGCGCUCAGAAUCAGGCCCAUGAAGAGUCAGUGAGAGGCUUUCACACAUAAGGCACAGAACUGCAAAAGCCUAACGCACCAAUUCCCUCAGAAUAACCAGAUCCACAUAAUUUAGGAAUCUCCAGGGCUGCUGUUGUCUUUUUUUUGUUGAGCUGUUCUGAAGAGAAGCACUUGAGUUAAUAAGGAACAAUGACCAUAGACUAGCUCUGUAAUUACAUGAUAUUUACUUACUGGUUAUUCAUUUAUAAGUUUACAUCUGUUCAUGGUAACACUUGUGCCAUGUAAUCGUCAAGGCAUAAAUAACCAUGUAAUUAUUCUGAAAUUACCCCCUAAUUAUCCCUGCCAUUAUGGAUCUGAUUUAUGGUUAUUUGUUCCCUGGAAAGGGGAGUAGGGGGAGAAGAGGAAGAGCUCCGUGUGAAGCAAUGGCAGAAAUGUACGGGAUCUAAUUCUGUCUUCUCCACCCUUCCUGAAUGCUCCCAAUGCUUGGCUGGAUUCUUGGAGAAGGCUUCAUGCAGAAGUGUUUUGUGAUUCACAGAGGGCUGGACUGGCACCUUGCAGUCCAGCCACAUUAAGGGCAGCAUGGAACUGCAGUGCCCCAGGGAAAGCGCGCAGUCUCCAUUGUGACUGUGAGAAUCACAACUGGAUCCCUGCUUCCUCUUCUUUCCACAGGGGAAAUAAUCUUCCCCAGCCCUUUUAUUGGCACACAUCACUUCCCUCUCCAGCUGGCUCAGUUACAUUGGCUGGCAUGUUCGGGGAGGAGCCAAUGCCCACCUCUCCCUGCCCACCU